Molecule: messenger RNA, 1302 nt
Organism: Mucor velutinosus
Lineage: Eukaryota; Fungi; Mucoromycota; Mucoromycetes; Mucorales; Mucoraceae
Product: Glycerol kinase
Exons: 4
Coding region: 1-1302 (433 amino acids)
Source: RefSeq, a predicted model, not a curated record
AUGAAGUAUCAUACAAAUACAUUCAAAUCGAAAAAGCGAUCACUGUCUUUUCCGUUCAACCACUCCAUCAUCUCAACGACCAAAUCAUCCAUUAUACCAGCACCAUUACCAUCAACAUCAAGGGCAUCUAGCACAUCAGAUGAAAAGUAUAUUACGUUUUUCACGCACAGUGGAUUUCAGAAUCAAUUGAUUCAGGUGGAGAACGGAAUUCUCUUAGCUUGGUAUCUCAAUCGGACACUGAUUUUGCCAAAGGCUUUAUUGGGCGAAGCAUUCGGUUGGAACCAGUUUUCAAAGCUAUAUCAGCAUCAUACGUAUCGUGAUACAACAAACAAUUACUGCAAGCAGUUCAAAAGCAAGAAAGCAAGAAAAUCAGCAUCGUGCCCUGACCCUUCAAAUUAUGCUCUCGCUUCCUUUGAAGACCUGUUUGAUUUAAAUUGGGCAAAGCAACAUGUCAAAAUCAUAGAACGAGAGCAAAGCGACUUUAAUUGGUUGAAAGAUGCAUUGGACAUCGAGACAAACCAGAAAGACAUCCAAACUGGCGUCUAUGUGGAUGGUGAUAUUUUGUUUUACAAAGACGAAACUCGCUAUGAUUGGAGAAUAUACGAUCAACCUGUCAAGAAUCGAUUUCUAGGAAGAUACAACGAUAGUCUCGACAUCACUCAGCUGCAAAACCAUACGCAGAAAUUGAUCCAUUUCACCAGCUUAUUCGGUACUGGCAAAUUUCCUAUCAAGAAGCCAGAAAACAUGGUAUUCUUCGAGCAGCUCAAAAAUAGCAUCAAAUACAAGCAUCCAGCAGUACUCAAAAUGACUGAAAUCGUUGUGGAAUCCUUGGGAGGGGCUGGCAAUUUCGUUGGAGCACAUCUUCGAACGGCAGAUGGGCUUUUCAUUGAUGCGAUACCUGAUAACAUUCAACAUUUAAUAUCCAGUAUCCCUAAUAACGACCAACAAAUACCAAAUAGCGACCAAUUAUCAACUUGUGUAGCACUUGCCAAGCAAAAUCACACAAAGCUUGUAUUUCUGGCCACAGAUGCUGUUCAACCACGAAACAAUGCUAAAUUUCAAAAUCUAUGGCAGCAUUUACCCUGUACAUUUACGUUGGCCGAGAUUCUAAACGACAAGGAUCCUCUAUGGAGUCAUAUGGACCAGUAUAGAACAUCGCACACAGGUCAAAGCAUGAGGAAAUACCUGAUUCCCCUCAUUGAUGCACUUGUGGCUAGCCAAGGCGAGAAAUUUGUUGGCACAAAAGGCUCCACAUUUUCAGGUUAUAUUAAUAGAUUACACGAAUCAUAUUGGAGAGCGUAA